UUGAGAUAAGGUGAGAGGUGCCAGGCACUGAAACAAGAACAAGGGAGUAGGCAAAGCACAAAGGACAGCAGCAGGUACACUCACCAUGGCGGCUGCAGCAGCACAAUUAAGGCUGGACUUCUGCUGGAUAUUUGCCUUGUUUCUAGGGCGGAUCAUUUCUGUUCAGGUCACUGUGCCAAGUGAGCCUGUCUUUGGAAAAGUGGGCAGCACAGUAUUACUGCCCUGCACGUACAACACCAAUUUUGUGAAAGGGUGUAACUUGGCUUGGAGCUUCAUUCCUACAGGCGGCUCCUCUGAAAAAGAGAUUCUCUACUAUGACGGAGAGUUUUACCCUGUCGACACAAGACGAGACAGAAUCAGGCUGCUUCAAAGUAUACCAACACAGGGGACAGCUUCGAUUGAAAUCCAGAGCAUUCAGCCAUCGGAUACCGGCUCUUACAUCUGCCGUGUCGUAAACCCCAAUGACUGGUCAGGCAACCAACAGGGCACUGUUAACCUUGAAGUUCUCACUCCUCCAUCAACACCAGUGUGCAAAAUGAGUGGGAGCACCAAUGUCGGAAGUGAUGUCAUUCUCACCUGCAACUCUGUGGAAGGCAACCCUCUUCCCAUCUACGACUGGAAAAAAGAAAAGGGGGCAGUGCCACAAACCAACUGGAUAAUGGACCAACGUACUGGGACCUUAGUGCUACAGAAUGUUUCUUUUGCCUUCACUGGGUCUUAUCAGUGUACAUCCUCCAAUGAACAAGGAACAGCCAGCUGCUCUAUUUCAGUUCGCAUAACCGCCACCAGCACUGCAGCAGUUGUUGCCGGGGCCGUGGUAGGAACACUUCUUGUCUUGCUCUUGCUGGGAGCCUUGGCUGCCUACUUCGUCUGGUUCAAGAAGCGCCACUUCAAGGGGUCCUCCAGUUCUGGAAAUGAGUUAAGAGAGGAUGCAGUGGCACCACCCUUCAAAACCCCAAAAUCAAAAGCCAUAGAUGACUCAGAGUCUCAGUUAAUGAAUCACUCCCUUGGCAGACAGGAGACGGCCAGCAACAACAGCGCCAUGAUGACCCAUGUGGUUUAGUCGUCGCCUUCUCCUCACUGCAGCUAGAUAGGCCAAACCAGACUUUCCUAUCCUCUGGCAAUGGCCACUCAUGGACCUUGAGCCUUCCUUGGACCCUCAGCUUCAUCAACAUCCUACUGCUGAGUCUGAGCUGUUUAUUUUUUCUUUGUUGUAUGUGCCUCUUCCUCAGUCUGCGCCUUUCAGUUCUGUUUUCUCCUGCUUCACCAUCUUCCCCUGCACCCCAUUACUUAACGACCAGUACCUCUGUUUCUUUUCCAAUUCUUUACUUCAAUCUGCAACCCUUUGAAUUUUCCGCAGACUUCUCAUCCUCAAUCUAAAUUUUAAUUUUUCUUUACUCUACCUCUUUUUCCUUACUCUUCAUCAAUGCAUCAGUUUUAUUUACUUAAUCCCUCUUCUUCAAAUGCCUCUUUCCCUUUUUCAUGUUCCAUAAUGUUUAUUUUUUAAAUUAGCCUUUAAUCCUCAUCUUCCUCUCGUUGCACCAUUUUUGAAAUUUAUGCCCACUCCGCAUGCUAAGGUGUUUGCCCCAUUGCUCUUUCUCCGUCAGCGUUCCCCUUCUUCUUAUACCUAGUCCCCCUUAUCUUUAAUGCUUUAACUCCUCUUCCUCAGUAGGACUUUUCUGUUUUUGCUUGAUACAUGUCUAUAGGAAUUUAGUUUUUCUUCAUCAUUCUUCUCCUCUUCUUCACUCAGCACCCCUUCUUUAUGCAUAGACAACACCCUUUUUCUCAACUCGUGUGUUCUUUUUGAUAUUCAAGCCAACUUCUCUUGCUUUUGCAUUUUCUCCAGUUCUCUUCCAUGUCUUCCACAUAGUCCUCUUCUUUUCAGUUUCUUUUCUUUUCUUCUCUUCUUUUUCUCUUUCAGCUGUUUAAACUCUGCAUAUCUCAUUCUAAAAUAGCCUUUCCUCCUCUUCCCCAGUCUGCUCCUCCUAUUUCUUAAUGGAUUUACUCCUCUGC
Molecule: messenger RNA, 2013 nt
Organism: Erpetoichthys calabaricus (reedfish)
Lineage: Eukaryota; Metazoa; Chordata; Cladistia; Polypteriformes; Polypteridae
Product: V-set and immunoglobulin domain-containing protein 2-like
Exons: 7
Coding region: 86-1063 (325 amino acids)
Source: RefSeq, a predicted model, not a curated record